Molecule: messenger RNA, 243 nt
Organism: Prorocentrum cordatum
Lineage: Eukaryota; Dinophyceae; Prorocentrales; Prorocentraceae
Source: the annotation of a GenBank genome assembly
AUGCUGCAGCAGGUUUGGAGCGGGGACGGCGCGGAACGGGAGGGCGAGGCCGCCAGCCACGCGGGCGACGAGGUCAACAGCAGGCUGGUGGCGCUGGAGGAGCGCCUGUCUGCCGCCUGGGAGCAGCUGCAGGCCUCGCGGGAGGCCAACCACGGGGACGCCGCGCGGCUGGAGAAGCGGCUGGAGGCUCACGGCGGCGAACUCGCUGGCCUCCGCCGCGCGGUGGGCGAGCUCGCGGGCGAG